This is a messenger RNA of Aspergillus candidus, 1130 nucleotides long. RefSeq names its product synaptobrevin family protein. The record is from RefSeq and is a predicted model, not a curated record. The transcript is spliced from 2 exons. NCBI's taxonomy places the organism in Eukaryota, Fungi, Ascomycota, Eurotiomycetes, Eurotiales, Aspergillaceae. Gene Ontology annotation, biological process: vesicle-mediated transport. The coding region runs from base 127 to 888 and encodes 253 amino acids. Gene Ontology annotation, cellular component: membrane.
UGUUAUUGCAAUAGAAUACGACGGGAUCAAACUACCUUAUUUCUUAAUAUCAUUUACUCGUCUCGCGCCGUGUCAUACCCAAAACUGGUAUCUUGUUCCUUAGGCAGGCCCUAGGCAUCAUUCAUCAUGGCUUCUUCAUCCAAGCCCCCGAGCUCCCUGCUCUACACCUGCAUCGCCAACCGCACCACAAUCCUGGCCGAACACUCCGCCCCAGGCAGCUCCUCAACCUCCGCCUCAUCCCUCGCCUCCAUCAUCCUCCCCAAGAUCACCCACGACAAAUGCCAGAAGCUCACCUUCACCCACGACCGCCUCUUCGUGCACUACAUCGCCGACUCGCCCACAGGGUCCACCGAAGACAUCAGCCGCCAGGAGGUCAACUCCUACGCCCCGUUGAGCUUCAUCGUCGUCGCAACCGCCGAACAAGGCCGCCGCAUCCCCUUCGCCUUCCUCCUCGAAAUGAAGCGCAAGUUCCUAUCCGCCUAUCCCCCCGACAACACGGACUUUUCCUCUCUCCCCGCUUAUGGCUGCGCCGCUUUUAACCCCGACCUGCGCGCGCUGCUCCAGACGUAUAAUACCGCCCCGCCGUCUGACUCGCUUGCUUCUGCCCGUCGCGAGAUCGAUAGCGUCCGUGACAUUAUGACGGAGAAUAUCGAGCGCGUGCUGGAGCGCGGCGAGCGCAUCGAUCUGCUUGUUGAUAAGACGGAUCGGCUGGGCGGCAAUGCGCAUGACUUUCGGCUGCGGAGUCGUGGGCUGCGGAGGCGUAUGUGGUGGAAGAAUAUUAAGCUGAUGGCGCUGCUGGUUGUGGUUGUCAUCUUCCUUAUGUACCUGUUUGUGGGCAUGGGGUGCGGACUGCCGGCCUGGGGCAGGUGUGUGGGCCAUAGUGAGUAAAGUAUGCUGUGCAAUGUGCAUGGGGCUUUGCUCUUUUUGCUCACGUUCACGCUCACGUUGAUGCUCAAGUGCUUGGUGUGUUUGUUUGAUCGUGAUCGCGAUUUACCUAGCGCGGUGGGAAUACCGUUCCGCCGAUUCAAUUCGUGAUAUCCGCAUUUUCGCAAGUCAGCCAGUUUGCUCUUUGUAUUAUAUAACGUCGAUUUUCGGUCUCUUUUGAUGGUGAGAGACUGCACGAUACUACA